Molecule: messenger RNA, 4441 nt
Organism: Nematostella vectensis (starlet sea anemone)
Lineage: Eukaryota; Metazoa; Cnidaria; Anthozoa; Actiniaria; Edwardsiidae
Product: VPS10 domain-containing receptor SorCS3
Exons: 27
Coding region: 92-3529 (1145 amino acids)
Biological process (GO): post-Golgi vesicle-mediated transport
Cellular component (GO): Golgi apparatus; membrane
Molecular function (GO): protein binding
Source: RefSeq, a predicted model, not a curated record
CCUAAUACCUCGGGUUCUUCUUGUAUGGUCGAAUGAUUGUUUUUACUUUCGGUGGAAAAAAUGUCAGUGUCUUAGGGGCAUCAGUUAGAAUAUGGCUUUUUUUGAAGCUACUAUGAUCCAGCUAGCAUUGACUGUAGUCCUAGCGAUAACAUUUUGCUUUGCAAUGCAAGAUUUGGACUAUAUUGAUGGCAUGAAGAUUGUUCGUUUUGGGUCAGAAGUGAAACGGGAAGAGAGAACUCAUCUCUUUCGUUCAGCGAUUCAUGACUUGUUGUCUUCGCCACGUGCUAGGGAAAGACGGGACGCGCCUACACUUGGUUACCCCGAUGCGAAAGACAGCGGAAAAUUAGCUCAUGAGUUUGUGCUUCAUGGAGACAACCAUAGCGUUGCAUUUCUUCACUGGUCAGGCGCUAGAAGUGAGGUUAUUUUUAUCUUUACUGCUGACUACAGGGAAAUAAACAGAACAAAUGUUGGAAGUAUUUAUGCUAAAUCUGCUUACAUAUGGAGGUCAACAAACUAUGGUGAAUCAUUUGAUCGUGAUGAUGUUACAAAAUUUCCUAAGGGGAGCUCUAUCAGUGGUAUUAGAUUCUGCAAAGGGAACAAUAAAAAGGUUCUGGUGUUUGACAAAGCUGCCAGGCAGUUGUAUGUCUCAACAAAUGAAGGCAGCAGCUACGAAUCUGUAAAGCUACUCUUCAGACCAGCUGACAUCCGGUGUCACAGCAUCUAUGACGACAUGUUGCUAGGUUACGAUGACACAACAGAAAAGUUGUAUUACUCAAAAGACAGUGGUACACAUUGGACGUUGCUCAGUGCAUUUGUUGCCAAAUACUAUUGGGUUCUUCCCCACUUGGGCAACAAUCCUAAAAUUGUUUUCAUUGAAGUAAAGAAUAAUGGCCGGUACCAUUCUUCAGUGCUGAAGUUUGCGGAUUUGUCAUCAGACUCACCUGAUGGUGUGCAAGUGUUUGAUAAUAGCCUUGGGUUUUUUGGCUCUCUGUCAUUUGAAAUGCAGGGGAACUAUCUGUUUGUAAAGAAACACUAUCCAUCAAGUGCUCUUUUUGUGUCUUAUAACCUUGGCAAAUUUCAGAAAGCAGUAUUUCCUCUCAAGCUACCAGAGACUGACUAUUAUGUUGUUGAUGCCAGUGAGGGUGAAGUGCUUGUGUCUGUGAAACAUCUCAUGACCUACAACCUUUACGUGUCCGGUACAAAUGGGACCAAGUAUUCCCUCUCCCUGCAACGCCUACUUGCAACCCGUACUAUACAAUGGAAUAAAAUUCAAACACUGGCAGAUAUACACAUGGUCAAGAGCUUGCGUGGAGUGUACUUGGCUAAUAUUCACUUUGGCCACAAGCGCUACUUCCGUACGAUGAUCACCUUCGACAAGGGCGGGACAUGGUACCCCCUUAGGGUCCCCCAGGACUCCCAGAGCUCAUGUGUUUUGCCAAAGUGCUCACUCAACUUACACAUGCAACACAGCCAGCACUACUACCAAAUCCCAGGCAUAGUAUCCUCCAAGACUGCUGUUGGCUUGAUCAUAGCGCAGGGGGAACUGGGCACUAGCUUUACACUAAACCCUAACGUCUUCAUGUCACGUGAUGGAGGGCUAACAUGGAAAAGGGUUCUUUAUGGUUCUUACGAUUUUGUUCUGCUGGACCAUGGUGGCAUCAUUGCUGCUGUUCCCUUACGAAACAACACUAAAACAGUCCAAUAUAGUUGCUCAGAAGGUAACACUUGGGCCUCUCUCGAGCUUGCUCAAGGGCUUCUUGCAUAUGGUCUUGUGACGGAGCCUGGGUCCACCACACUCGUCUCUAAUAUUUUCGGUCAACACCUGAACAAACGGUUUGAGUGGCUUUCUGUUAAGUUAAACUUCUCAUCUGUGUUCAGCCAGCCUUGCACUGAUGCGAAUUACACACAGUGGUCCCCAGUCGAUGAGAGAGUCAGUGGAAACUGUUCGCUUGGUGAGAUGAUAGUCUACACGCGCCGCAAAGCCUCCGAUUGCUGCUUCAAUGGCAGGGACUAUAAUGGGUCCAUCAUUAGAGGGACUUGUAAUUGUACUGAUGAGGACUACAUGUGUGACGUUGGGUUCAAACGAGACAGGGAUGAUAACGAAUGCUAUCCCGAGGAUUUGGCCGUACUCGUACCGGAUCCAUGUCCAGAGACAACAUACUACAUGAAGUCUUCAGGAUAUCGGAAGGUUCCUGGAGACAGGUGCUCCGGAGGACAGCUUGAGCAGGACUUUAAGCCUGUGUGGACCCGCUGCCCCACUCUGGCUCCCGAAGGCCUUCAGAUCAUAAUGGAGAGGACAACUGUAGCCUCCCUCACACCCAUCUCCUUCAAACUCGUCCAAAACAAGGGUUCUAUCUCAAGCACGUGGUACGUUUGGGACUUUGGUGACAGUAACAAGACUACAAACCUGACGGGCCUAGCGCUUGCAAAGAACCUGACCCACGAGUACAAAUACCACGGGGAUUAUAACGUGACAAUCACUGCAGGCAACAUAAUGGGGAGCGCUUAUACCAAGAUCAUCGUACGAGUAAUAGACGUGAUUCGGCGCGCGCAGAUCAUACCGCCCCAUGCAGUUCUCGUCGACAGGCCUGCCGACUUCAACGUCACGCUCUUCUCCAACCACGCCCUAAGCUGGCGCUCUGAACACGGCUUCGUGCACUUCGUGUGGAGGUUUGAGGAAGGGCAAAAGCCUAACUUGACGUGGGAAAGCCAAGUUCAGCAUGUGUUCACUACCAAAGGAAAAUACAAGGUUUCUCUAGAGGCGAUCAACGAAGUCAGCCGCCAAUACGACUCCGUUACCAUCACGGUACACGACAAGCUGAGAACUCUACGGUUGUACUUCAAUGAGGAGCUUGACAAGGAGAACAAGGGAACAGUGGAAUGGCGCGAGUACUUUGCACGGCGUCUUCUGGCCGAGUUAACUAGGAUCCUAAACGUAGCCUCGCAACGGCUUGAGGUAGCAGUUGUCCAAGGCUUACCCACCUAUGUGGAUGUGUCCAUCAUAGAGAGGGACGAAAACACAACCCGUACCAUGGACCAGCUAGCUGAGGAUAUUCGCCAAGCCGUGAGUAGAAAUGUCGUCGAAGUUUCAUUCCCAGACGGCAGUGUCGCAACUGCUAUUUAUGCUGAGGUAUUGAGUUAUGAGGACAAAAAGCAGUCACCGACCCGUCGGCCAGAAACUCAGGAUUACCGCUUAGCCAUUGCCAUAGGCGUGGCUGCGGGCGUGGUGAUGCUGUUCUUGGUUGGGAUCAUCUUUUUCGCGUACAGGAGGUACACUUGGAUGUACCGAAGGUAUCAUCGCCUUUCUAUGAACGGCUCACAGCCGCUAAACGCAGAGACGGAGCCUGCAUUGGACUAUAGUGCUAACGGCGAGGGAGUGCGUUACACGGUCACGUCAGUGGGGCCAGAGCCAGGGGACAGCGACGAUGAGCUCAUACGAGACACGGGAGAAUUGCAAGUCAUGGAAGAACCAGAGGAUGCGAACGACGACGUGCCGCUGACCUCAAUUGCAGGCGCAUCACGUGCGUGACAGAAAGUGACCGCUGACCACAGUUGAUAUAACUGGGCGUAAAGAAUGUCAUUCAAGCUCCUGAAAUAAUCUCACCCCGGCGGUGGUGAAAUCCUUUAACGCUAAUGUCGUCGUAGCUCAUGUGAACAGCUUGUUGCCACCUAAUUUUGCGAAUUAUGUGCACGCCUGCCUAAUCGGCCGCGUAAUUAGUAAUUAGCACUCGCUAGAGCGAAUGGCUAAAGAUGGAUUUUAUACAGAGUAGGGGGGGUCUCAAGGUUCGCGUGAUCUACAUGAAUCUACCUGAAUGUACAGUGACUUGAUGAAUGGGACCUGCUGCUUCAGCACGAGAGUGGCAUGUAGUGGAUAGAGUAUUUAACUUGGAGCAUCGGGUUCAAUACACAAAAACACAGUGAAUGCUUGGACCAUGUUAAUGUCAUGAUAGCACCGAAUCACAUGAAAUAAGCGCACAUUUUUUGCAUAGGUAAGAGUCGAUCGCAGUACAUUUAGAGUUGUGUUGCCGCUGCGGCGAAUCCAGGGAGUCCCGUGCCCCAUCCUCUGGGACCCAGGGCGUCGCGGAGAUCGGGCACACAGGGAGCGCGGCUCGAGUGAUCUCUGCGACGCCCUCGGUCCAAGAGGCUGCCUGCGCCCCACCACACCCUUUCGGAUACAAUUUAGAAGAAAUUCCACAAAUUUCCACCAUGUUUUAAAUAUUGAAUCGCCGCUUCUUUUGGGAUUCGCUGUGCAAUUAGCUGGUUUACUCAAAACCCAUAUGCAUUACAUGGUGAUCGCAUGCAGUCAUCAGCCGAACCUAUAUGCCGACUCGGCAUCGAAUGUACAAAAGCGAUUGAGUCAAUUGGACAUUAGAAGCUGACCCUACUCCGUCGUAUUUCUUUUGUAAAUUAAUUUAAAUAAAGCAGCACAGAGAACAUUGAA